UCGCGGCAGUCGUGAGAUACGCACGUGCCGGAUCAGCGACUCGCGUCUACGAUCUCAGUGAUGCUGUUGUGUUUAUCAUCACAAAAUUAUUGAUUGCUAAUAUAUUUUUAUUUCACGAACUCCGAAAUCACCGAAGUGUAAAAUGCCGCUACAAAUAAGAAGGAAUUGUCCGCUGUUCCUUCGUGAGAACCUGCUCACCCUACUGACAGUUAUCGGCGUGGUGUCCGGGACGUUAUUAGGAUGGGGUCUCCGCGCGUCAGGGCACGAGUGGUCGCGCCGUGACGUCAUGUACUUCCAAUAUCCAGGGGAGCUGUUCCUCAGGAUGUUGAAGAGUUUGAUAGUUCCGCUGCUGGUGUCGUCGAUUGUUUCUGCUAUAGGUUCAUUGGACCUCAGUCUGUCUGGCAAGGUUGGUCUUCGAGCUAUCAUCUAUUACAUGACGACGACCGUGUGCGCGGUGAUGCUGGGCAUCGCACUCGUCACCACCAUCAAGCCGGGCAAAGACCCCGAGGCGUACAGCCAGCCCAAUGCCACCAAAGUCGUCACUAAAGACACUUUGACUUCAGACACGCUGCUGGACUUGAUAAGAAAUGUGUUCCCAGAGAACAUCGCUCAAGCGACCAUCGCAUCCUACCGAACUAAACUAUCUUACGACCCGAAAGACAGCAAAAUGAUCAAAGGUCAUAUAGAGACAUAUAAGAUAGAAGGUGAUUACCAGAGCGGUACCAACGUGCUGGGGCUGGUGUGCUUCAGCAUCGUGCUGGGCAUCACCAUGGGCAAGAUGGGAGAUAAGAGCAAACCCUUGCAAGAGUUCUUCCACACCCUCUCUGAAGCCAUGAUGAUCAUCACAGGAUGGGUUAUUUGGCUUUCUCCGCUCGGUGUGUUCUUCUUAGUAACAGCGAAGAUCAUGGAAAUAGAUUCAUUCGCGGAUCUAGUGGGUCGUUUAGGGUUGUACUUUAUGACGGUAUUACUCGGUCUGUUUUUACACGGGUUUGGUACGCUCAGCGUUUUAUUCAUGCUGGCUACGAAGAAGUUACCAUGUCGUUACAUUGCGAAAAUGGGUCAGGUCAUGGCUACGGCGUUUGGAACUGCUUCUAGUUCGGCCACAAUGCCAAUAACAAUAGGCUGCUGUGACGAUAUGGGCCUGGACCCGCGCAUCACUCGCUUCGUUAUCCCGAUCGGCGCCACUAUCAACAUGGACGGCACAGCGCUCUACGAGGCAGUGGCGGCCAUCUUUAUUGCACAGCUCAGGAAGGUCGAGAUGUCGUUCGGAAAGAUUGUUGCAGUCAGUGUAACAGCGACAGCAGCCAGUAUAGGUGCGGCUGGUAUCCCUCAGGCGGGACUGGUUACCAUGGUGAUGGUGCUGGACACCGUUAAUCUGCCAGCAGAAGAUGUCUCCAUCAUUCUUGCGGUUGACUGGCUUCUCGAUCGAUUCCGCACUACAAUCAACGUCGUCUGCGAUGCACUGGGAGCCAUCAUUGUGACCACAUUAUCGCAGGGUGAUAUCGAAAAAUCGCGCACCGUUCAUCAAAAUGAUCGGGAACUAGCUCCCGCGCACGAACUUACCGAACUAGAGAAGGGCGAUCAUUGAAUAACUUAAAACGGCUAUUCGCAAUACUGUGUUCAUAUUACGUUUUAGCGGUAACGUUUAACAGGUUAUAUACGUUAUUAGCAUGAUUGUGUUACCAGCCAGCAAGAGUUUUUAUUUAUCGCAGUACAUAAAUUACUGUAAUUAUUGAGAAAAAAAAUAGAACGAUGUUGUGUGUUUAUCUAGCAUUUAAAGUAUUAGCAGUUUCAGAUAUAUUACAAGUGAAAUAUUGUAAAAUAAGUCAUUUUUAUGUGUAUAUUAGUACCGGUGUUGCUAUCCUUAAUACAAGGAGUGAGGAUAGUAUUUUAUUUUACCAAUUAGUCAGUUACCAAUUUUAAUUAUUAAACACGGUAAGCUCCAUGUAAAAACGUUCGUUAAAUAUCGACAUUUGUAGUUGAUUUAGUCUGUUGCAUUGACAGUUUGAUUUUUUUUUGUAAAAGUUAUGCGAAUAUGAAUUAUAAGUACUUAAAAACUAUUUCAUGGUUUCUCAGAAGUUUUCUUAUUUGUACUAAGCAUUUAUUGGAGAUUUUUGACAGAUCAUGGAACGGGUUUUGAGACAUUGGCAGCUUUGUGUAAUAAUUUAUCUCGUAAGUCUUCAAGUUUUAAAAGUACUCUAAUAGUAAUUGAGAAUAUUGAGGUUUUUAUUUAAUUUGUAAUGCAAAAUAUUUAGAAAAGGAUGAAAAAUUAUUUUAUACUUUAAAGCAACGUCAGAUAUAUCUUUAAAAAUUGGUUGGAACAUACAAACUAGAAAUCCUAUCCUUCUAUAAUAUUUUUGUAUAAAUGUAUGUAUAAGUGUUGUUGUAUCUUGUUUAAUAGAGAAUGUGCCAUAUCGUAAUUUAAAUAUUAAAAUAGAUAACAUUAUUAAUCUCCAGUCAUACAUCUAUUUGCAUUCCAAAGGAUUUUUUGUCGAACGCAGAGCUGUUCAUUAUUUUGUUGAAUUUAUUUAUAUGUAUUUUGUGGGUAAUAUUACUACAAAA
Molecule: messenger RNA, 2562 nt
Organism: Papilio polytes (common Mormon)
Lineage: Eukaryota; Metazoa; Arthropoda; Insecta; Lepidoptera; Papilionidae
Gene: Eaat1
Product: excitatory amino acid transporter 3
Exons: 9
Coding region: 143-1588 (481 amino acids)
Biological process (GO): L-glutamate transmembrane transport
Cellular component (GO): plasma membrane
Molecular function (GO): neutral L-amino acid transmembrane transporter activity; L-glutamate transmembrane transporter activity; glutamate:sodium symporter activity
Source: RefSeq, a predicted model, not a curated record